CUCAGCAAAGAUAUAACUGCUAUUGCUAGUAUUGCUGAAUCCUUGCUUACAUCAAUUUCAGAGAUCGUUGAAUCUGUAACAUGCAUAGAACUAGAAAAGGAAAACUUCGCUGAAAUUGGAUGCUACCUUUACCGAGUUUUCCCAGUCAUAAUAGAGUUGCAGACAACUGAGCACGCACCAAAAAAUGCAAUGGAAAUCCUUCAAUCUCUAUCCAGAAGCAUCACUGAAGCCAAGGAUCUUGUAAACAAAUGCCAAAGAUGCACCAACUCAAAUUCUGACUCUGAACUGAAAAGCACCAUAUCACAACUAGAAUGGGUGAUAAAAGACAUGGGCGAAUGCCUGAGCUCGAUACCUUCAUCAACAUUUCAGGACCAAGAAUAUGCAGAAGUUGCUGUCCAAGCUCUUUCAAAUGAAAUGUUGAGUGCUCACUUUGAAGUUGGCAAAAGCCAAGUGUUGCGGACCAAAGACCUGGAUCCACACAAGCUUUUCUCAGAGGAGGAACAAAAUGAAGGACCUGUAACAGUAGAGUCAGAUCUCUACCCUGCCAGUGUUGAAGUGUCCACAGAUAACUCUCGGGUCUUAAACACUCCAUACUUUGUAGAAUUCCUGAAAACCACAAGUUUCAGCAGGCCAAUGAAACACAAUAGCAGCAGCGGCAGCUCAUCUACAUCAUUGUCAAAUAUGGCUGACCAUAUAGAGCCUUUGUAUCAAACUUUCUACUGUCCAUUAACGAAGCAGAUCAUGGAUGAUCCAGUGACCAUACAAAGUGGAGUGACAUAUGAUAGGAAAGCAAUUACUGAGUAUUUGGAAGAGUUCAAGAACUCACAGGAAAUUUUCUGCCCAACCACAGGGCAGAAGUUGCUGAGCAGAGUUCUAAGAACCAACGCAGCUCUGAAGGCUACAAUAGAAGAAUGGAAAGAAAGAAAUGAGGUAGCAAGGAUAAAAUUUUCGCGUUCAGCUUUAGUUUUGUCUGCUUCACCGGGGAUGGUGCUUGAAGCAAUAAGGGAUUUGCAAGACAUCUGCAAAAGGAAACAACAUAAUAAGAUACAAGUUCACAAUGCUGGAAUACUUCCAUUGCUUUUUAAGCUUCUGGAGUACAAAGAUAGAGAUGUUAGACAUGCAGCACUGGAGUUAUUACGAGAAUUGACAAAAGAGGAUGACGAUUCCAAGAUAAUGAUUUCUGAAAUGGUGGACAUUUCAACAGUAAUCAAGACAAUGUCAAGCGGUCACCAGCCUGUAAGGCAUGCAUCAUUACUACUGCUACUUGAGCUAUCAAGUUCUGAAUCAUUGUGGGAGAAAAUUGGGUCAGUUCCUGGAGGAAUUCUGAUGCUGAUCAGGAUUAAAUACAAUCAGUCCGUCGAUGCUUUCUCUUCAGAAAAAGCAGAUGAAAUCUUAAAGAAUCUAGAGGGGUCUCCAGAAAAUAUCAAGCAGAUGGCAGAAAAUGGACUCUUGGAACCCCUUCUAAAGCAUCUCACUGAAGGUUCCGAGGAGAUGCAGACAGAAAUGGCAGAAUACCUUGGGGAAUUUGCACUUGGAAAUGACAGCAAAACUUAUGUGGCUGAAAAGGCUUCGCCUCCUCUCAUCAAAAUGGUGCAUAGUGGAAACACUCUGACCAGAACAGCAGCAUUUAAAGCUCUAGCACAAAUUGCAUCCUACCAUCCUAAUGCCAAAAUACUUGCAAAAUCUGGAAUAGUUCAGAUUAUGGUUGAAGAGAUUUUCAAUCGAAGAAUCUAUGGUGAACCAAUAAACUCAAAAAUUGAAGCUGCUGCAAUACUUUCAAAUAUCUUUGAGGCAGGGCUUGACCUUGAGAACCUCCAAGUAAAUUCUCACGGCCACAGGUUAGAUUCAGGCUAUGUUCUGUAUAACAUAGUUGACAUGAUCAAGCUUUCAACUCCCGAUGAACUCAACAUCAACCUCAUUAGAGUUCUUUUGUGCCUGGCUAAGUCUCCCAAAUCAAUGAGCACCAUUGUCGCUAUGGUCAAAGAGAGUGAAGCAAGCUAUACCCUGGUUGAACUCCUCAAUAACCCCCAUGAAGAAGUUGGGAUCGCAGCAAUCAAGCUACUCAUCGCACUCAUACCUUACAUGGGACACAGUAUAGUAGAGAGACUAUGCAAAACUGCAGGUCAACCUGAGAACUUAAUCCUUGGCCGAAAUGAAACAACCCGAAUCACACAGAAGGAGGCAGUUUCAGCAAUAUUUCUUGCUAAACUCCCCCACCAGAACCUGACACUAAAUCUUGCUCUUCUAAGCAAGAAUACAGUCCCUACAGUCCUGCAACAAAUCAAUCAAAUCCAAAGAACUGGUAUAAGAACAAGCAGGUAUGCAAGUCCUUACUUGGAAGGACUAGUUGGCAUUCUAGUCAGAUUCACAACCACUCUUUACGAACCUCAAAUUCUGUUUCUUGCAAGAAACUACAGCUUCACCUCAGUAUUUACAGAACUGCUCAUGAAAACAUCAAGCGACGAAGUUCAGAGGUUAUCAGCAAUUGGCUUGGAGAAGCUCUCGUUGGAAUCCAUAAAUUUAUCAAAACCACCAGAUAUAAAGAAAACCAAGUUCUUGAAACUCUUCUACCUACCAAAAUUCCCAUCUUCCAGUUCAUCAAAGAAGAGAAAACUGCCAGUCUGCCUGGUACAUAGAGGGGCUUGUUCCUCGCAAAACACGUUCUGUUUAGUUGAUGCAAAAGCAGUGGAGAGAUUGCUGGCAUGUUUGGACCACGAGAAUGUUGAGGUUGUUGAAGCUGCAUUGUCAGCAAUAUGUACUUUGUUAGAUGACAAAGUCGAUGUCGACAAGAGUGUUGCCAUGUUGUGUGAAGUGAAUACCAUACAGCAUGUUCUGAAUGUUGUUAAAGAACACAAGGGAGAGGGUUUGUGGCAAAAAUCCUUCUGGUUAAUUGAUAGAUUCUUGGUGAAAGGAGGGAACAGGCCUGCUUCUGAUAUAUCACAGGACAGGUUGCUGCCUGCCACUUUGGUCAGUGCUUUCCACCAUGGGGAUAUUGAUACAAGGCAGAUGGCUGAGAAGAUCUUGAGGCGGUUGAAUAAGAUGCCUAAUUUCCGUACGUCCUACUACACUAUGUAG
Messenger RNA from Dovyalis caffra, 3075 nucleotides. NCBI's taxonomy places the organism in Eukaryota, Viridiplantae, Streptophyta, Magnoliopsida, Malpighiales, Salicaceae. The record is from the annotation of a GenBank genome assembly.